Molecule: messenger RNA, 897 nt
Organism: Aphanomyces astaci
Lineage: Eukaryota; Oomycota; Saprolegniomycetes; Saprolegniales; Verrucalvaceae
Exons: 1
Coding region: 160-837 (225 amino acids)
Source: RefSeq, a predicted model, not a curated record
CCGCCGCGCCGCUCCACGGAGUUGGUGUCACAGAAUUCUCUCGACGCAAUUGAGCCAAUGAAACACACGCGUCAUCUAAACGUCGAUAUGAUUGGCUGAUGCACUGUGGAUCGCAAGAGUCGACGCGGAUUGGUGGAAUCGUCGCCCAAUCUUGAUUGAAUGUCCAGUGGCACAACGAUACAAAGCAUGCAGAGUCCGUUGAAACGAAGUGCUGGCGCCACAUUCGCCGUGGCCACCACGACAGUUGUCUUGGAUACUCAUGAGAAGAAGCAAGUGGAGUUGGAGCCCAAUGAUGCAGAGGAUGUGGACGAUGAAACAUUCUUGACCUUGCAGCGUCUGCUGCAGACAUUCAACUCGGUGCGACCGCCCAUCCAGUCCGAAGCGGAGAGGCGCCGUGCGCAACGAGAGGACCAACGUCGCUCUCUUUUUGAAGGAUUCACCGACCGAAGUCACCGCAUGACCAACCGAUCGGCAGCCGAGCGUCGCAUUCGAUCGCGGGUGUGGAGCACAACGUGUUCGUUGCCCCCUCUAGACUCCAUCACAAGAGAUCGCUGGACCUCCACGGCGGACGAAAGCGCCGACAAGGACGAGCUCUACGCACUGAUCCACCCCGCCGUUUUACGUUCCAGUUUCAGGCCACCGACAUGCCAUCCCAAACUUGAGGUCGUCUUGACCUCAGAUCACAAGGCCCUUCGUGCAAGUCUACUUCCCCGACGGGUCUCGUCGCCAUUACCUUCGUCCCAAGGAGCCAAGAGCCGCAACAUGUUGCUCCUCAAACCUCCCAAGUCCACAUGGUAUCUCAAGGGCAAGAACAUCAAAGACAAUAUUGUCACAUAAUCAACCAAGGGUGAUUCUUGUGAAUAAUUAAAAUAAUAGUAUUGGCAUUUCGUAAAUACA